GUCUUUUAAACAUAAUAAUCCUUGUAGACUGUUACAAUAAAACGUGAAGAGAACAGUAGUAACCCAAAUUUGCACGUUUAGGUCGCAACGUGUACGCCGUGUCGCCGAGACGGGACACGCCUCGCGAGCACUUAGCUUAGCAUCGCGAAGUCACGUCAACUUAGCCGCAACGAAGGACAAGCUUACUUCCAGUCGCCGUGACGCCUAUCAACGGCAACUGUGAAAAAUACAAUGGAGGUGCAAAUUGACCAGCAGGACGAAGAUUUCACCUUUAGCACCCCUGAUAGCAAUGGUAAGCGUCCGGCAGAGGACAUGGACGAGGAGCAGGCUUUUAAGCGCUCGCGCAACGCCGACGAGAUGUUGGAGCUGCGUGUGCUGCUCCAGAGCAAAAAUGCCGGAGCUGUUAUCGGAAAGGGCGGCAAGAACAUCAAAGCGCUGCGCACCGACUACAAUGCCAGUGUAUCAGUCCCAGACAGCAGUGGCCCAGAGCGGAUCCUGAGCGUGAACGCCAACAUCGACACCAUCGGAGACAUUCUGCUGAAGAUCAUACCUACUUUAGAGGAGUACCAGCAUUACAGCGGCAUCGACUUUGACUGCGAGCUCCGCCUGUUGAUCCAUCAGAGCUUGGCGGGCGGCAUCAUCGGCGUGAAAGGCAGCAAGAUCAAGGAGCUGCGAGAGAAUACACAGACGACCAUCAAGCUAUUCCAAGACUGUUGUCCACAUUCUACAGACAGAGUUGUCUCUGUUGGCGGGAAGCCGGAGCGAGUCGUGGAAUGCAUCAAAGUCAUCCUGGAGCUGGUGGCUGAGCUUGUCUGUGUGUUGCAGGCUCCAAUCAAAGGCCGCACCCAGCCUUAUGACCCCAACUUCUACGAUGAAACGUACGACUACGGCGGCUUCACCGUUAUGUUCGAGGAGCGGAGCCGGCGGUCCAUGGGGGGGUACCCCAUCCGCGUACGGAGUGGCUUCGAGCGCCUUCCGCCCGCGCACGGCAGCCGGCCGCUGCACCCCUCCCACCGGGAUUAUGACGACCUGAGCCCCCGUCGGGGUCCGCCGCCACCGCUGAGCCAUGGACGAGUGGGCAGCCGACCCCGCAACCUGCCACUCCCACCGCCACCUCCGCGAGGUGACAGAUUCUCCCGCAGCAGCUAUCAUGAUGACAGACCAAGUGACAGAAGAAGUCGUGGAGGAGAGCGCUACGAUAGCAUGAGUGGAGGCGGUUAUGACAACAAUUCCUGGGAUCACUUUCAUUCUGGUGGCCGAGGCUCAUACGGUGACAUCGGCGGGCCUGUCAUCACAACGCAAGUCACUAUCCCCAAAGACCUCGCCGGCUCCAUCAUUGGCAAGGGCGGCCAGAGGAUCAAGCAGAUCCGCCACGAGUCCGGAGCCUCCAUCAAGAUCGACGAGCCGCUGGAGGGCUCGGAGGACCGCAUCAUUACCAUCAUCGGAACGCAGGACCAGAUCCAGAAUGCCCAGUACCUGCUGCAGAACAGCGUGAAGCAGUAUUCCGGUCGGUUCUUCUAGGUUGGAAGAAAGACGAGAGAAGCCAUGCCGCACGUGUACCAUUUGUUCCAGAGCCAACAUUCCUCCGCCGUGGACAGAUCAAUUCUACCGUAUCCAUAGAAGCUUCGGGAAAAUCUUUAAAAAAAAUUUUUUUUUUUUUUUAAAUAGAAGAAGUAGCUGCCCCAUAACAUAUUUCUGUGUUGGUGUAGAUUAUUUUCAAGGACAUGAUGUAUCCAAAUCAUCUUUUACCUUAGUGUUUGCAUUACAGUGCAGCAUGCAUCGUCUUUUUUUUUUUUGAUAAGUUUUAAAAAAUGAAAUAAGUUUCAUACACACAUUCUCUGUCAGAAGAAACGAGCAGCAAUUAGCUUAACAUUCUUGAUGGCCCUGGCGAGCGUCGCUAUUUGUCGUCAGCCACACGACAGCUUCAAAACUAAAGUGGCUAACUGUGAAUAUUUUAUUCAGAGGCCGGCAGUUUCCCAUCUCUUUAGCUAACAUUUUUAUGUACACGUCUUACUAUAACGCUAAAAAAAAAAGACUGUUGUUCAAAUGUCACACAUUUGCUUUGAUGUUUGAUGAAUGUUUGAUACUAUUGAAAAGAUAUUUACAUUUCUUUUUUCAUUGAGUGGCGAGGCGAUGUACAAAUUGUGUAUAUAAUAUUUACAUCCAAUUUUUCCUCUGUCUCGCCAAAUAAAUGCUUUGACGUAGUUUUUUUCGUUUGUUUUUUAAGUGUUUAUCGUAUUCUUGUAUUUUAUCAUUUUGAUGGUUUAUAGCCAUUUGUAAAAUGGUUGGAAAUGACACGCCUUCUGUGUAUCUGUUAUAGAUAUUCCGCAGGUCUUUGCCAAAUAAAGGUUUUUGUUUUCCACUGA
Molecule: messenger RNA, 2366 nt
Organism: Phycodurus eques (leafy seadragon)
Lineage: Eukaryota; Metazoa; Chordata; Actinopteri; Syngnathiformes; Syngnathidae
Gene: hnrpkl
Product: heterogeneous nuclear ribonucleoprotein K, like
Exons: 16
Coding region: 232-1521 (429 amino acids)
Biological process (GO): regulation of transcription by RNA polymerase II; regulation of mRNA splicing, via spliceosome
Cellular component (GO): cytoplasm; nucleus
Molecular function (GO): mRNA binding
Source: RefSeq, a predicted model, not a curated record